GCAACGCCCCCCGCUGUUUUAGUCAGGAGCUCCGCUGGCGCGGCUGCACGGCUGUUAGGCGGCUCCUCCCGCGUACCGGUCACGGGCGGGACCCUCGGCGCGCGCGGCGCCGCCGCCCCUCGCUCCCCACCCGGAAAGGCAUUGACCGACGCUACUUGGAUGCACUUGACCAUCUCCUAGGAGACUUGAAUGUUGAGUUUCUAUAAGCAAACAAACAGUUCUCUCUUGUUUGAAGCAAUGCUGAAAUUCCAAGAGGCUGCUAAGUGCGUGAGUGGAUCAAUAGCUGUUUCCACGUGUCCAAAGCCCUUGAUCGCGAGAAGAUACACGCUUCUACAGAAACUCGGCAGUGGAAGUUUUGGAACUGUCUAUCUGGUGUCGGACAAGAAAGCCAAACAAGGAGAGGAACUAAAGGUAUUGAAGAAAAUCUCUAUUGGAGACCUCAAUCCAAACGAGACUGUGCAGGCCAGUUGUGAGGCCCAGCUCCUUUCCAAGCUGGACCACCCAGCCAUUGUCAAGUUCCAUGCAAGCUUUGUGGAGCAAGAUAAUUUCUGCAUUAUCACGGAGUACUGUGAGGGCCGCGAUCUGGACUAUAAAAUUCAGGAAUAUAAAGAAGCUGGAAAGACUUUUCCAGAGAGUCAAGUAAUAGAAUGGUUUAUCCAGCUGUUGCUGGGAGUUGACUACAUGCACGAAAGGAGGAUACUUCAUCGAGACUUGAAGUCAAAGAAUAUAUUUCUGAAAAAUAAUCUACUUAAAAUUGGGGAUUUUGGAGUUUCCCGACUCCUAAUGGGAUCCGGUGAUCUAGCCACCACUUUAACUGGAACUCCCCAUUAUAUGAGUCCGGAGGCUCUGAAACACCAAGGCUAUGACACAAAGUCAGAUAUCUGGUCUCUGGCAUGCAUUUUGUAUGAGAUGUGCUGCAUGAAUCAGGCAUUCACUGGCUCCAAUUUCUUAUCCAUUGUCUUAAAGAUUGUUGAAGGUGCCACCCCCUCUCUGCCUGAGAGAUACCCGAGACAGCUGAAUGCCAUCAUGGAAAGCAUGUUGAACAAGAGUCCUUCUUUGAGACCAUCUGCUCUAGAAAUUUUAAAAAUUCCUUACAUCGAUGAACAACUACAGCACCUGAUGUGCGGAUAUUCAGAAAUGACCCUGAAAGACAAGAAUUUGAAUUGUCAAAAGGAGGCAGCUUAUAUAAUUAAUGCUAUGCAAAAAAAGAUCCACCUACAGACCCUGCGGGCGCUGUCUGAGGUGCAGAAGAUGACACCGCGAGAGAAGAUGCGGCUGAGGAAAGUCCAGGCAGCUGAUGAGGAGGCCGAGAAGCUGAAAAAGCUUGUGGAAGAAAAAUAUGAAGAAAACAACAAACGAAUGCAAGAGCUGAGAUCUCGAAACUUCCAGCAGCUGACAGUGGAUGUGCUCCACGAGUUUGACGACCCAGCAUCAGAGAACCUGCCUGAGCCUCAGCCCGUUCCUUCCCUGGACCUCGGCACACUCGGGUCAAGUGUACAGGACACUGUAGCUGACCUUGGAGAUCACGAGAUCCCAGAAGACCCACUUGUGGCUGAAGAGUAUUACGCUGAGGCAUUUGACUCCUACUCUGAAGGAAGUGAGGAGGGGGAGGAAGAAAAAAUGGGGUUCUCAGUGCGGGAGGAAGAGGUCGAGGAUGAGGGCUCCCAACCUGCUGACAGGACACACCAACAGGACAGUGAUAUGGAAGCGCUGGCCAGGUGUCUGGAGCAUGUGCUGGGCUGCACAACUUUGGACACAAGGACCGUCACCAGCUCAGCUCCAGACACACCCUCAGGACCAACAGUUUUCAACAGCGCAAUGGCCAGGACCAAGAUGAAACGCAUGCAGGAAUCAGCGGUGCGGAAGCUGGGCACAGAGGUCUUUGAGGAGGUCUACGGUUACCUGAAGAGAGCAAGGCAGCAGGGAGCCAGUGAGACAGAGGUCCGGGCGGCUCUGGAAGCCGUGGUGCCGCGAGCCAGUGACUGUUUUGAGGUUGACCAGCUGCUCUACUUUGAGGAGCAGUUGCUGAUUACAAGGGGAGACGGGGCCACUCUCCUCCAGAACCAUCACGAAGCAACUGUCAGAAACAAGGAGCUCCAAGAGGACAAAGCCCUGUGAAAAUCCAUCAGCACUUAUGCUGGACUCUGUUCUGGGAAAUGGGUACAGAGCUGGGCCUGCCGCCUCUAUUCUCAAUCCCUUGUCAGAGGAAUGACUCCUUUAGGGAGUAGUAAACCUGGGCCAGUGAGUGUGUGGGGUCUUUACUGUGAGAGAAGCAUUUGGAUCAAGUUUGGCUUCCUGAAAAGCAUUCCGGCUCACGUGCCCUUGGGGUUUCCAGCGGGGCUGGACCACCCUGACCGUGGCCUGGGAGAAACCGCCAGCUCUUCGCCAUUUCCGCCUGGAGGACACGCUCAGCACCCAGCGGCUCUGGGUCUCCAUGGACUGUGGGCACCCGCUCCCGAGGGGUGUUGGGCCUCAGCCCCGGACACGCUGGGCUGCUGCCCCCGGGUCAGAUGUACCUGUCUCAGGUGACCCGCUUUUGACCCACUUUUGCCCUUGAAUACUUAAAAAGCAAGAAGUGUGUGUGUGUGAGGAUAAAGUGACUCCUUUCUGUGAUUUAUUCCCCCGACUCAUCCAUGGAGUACUGGAGAUUUUAUUCGUAAUAAAUAUAUUUUCCGUGGUUCAUCCUG
This is a messenger RNA of Hippopotamus amphibius kiboko, 2687 nucleotides long. RefSeq names its product NIMA related kinase 11 (gene NEK11). The transcript has 16 exons. Gene Ontology annotation, biological process: protein phosphorylation. The record is from RefSeq and is a predicted model, not a curated record. Gene Ontology annotation, molecular function: ATP binding; protein kinase activity. Lineage: Eukaryota; Metazoa; Chordata; Mammalia; Artiodactyla; Hippopotamidae. The coding region runs from base 190 to 2118 and encodes 642 amino acids.